This is a messenger RNA of Nicotiana attenuata, 845 nucleotides long. RefSeq names its product ubiquitin domain-containing protein 1-like. Bases 298 to 642 code for a protein of 114 amino acids. The transcript is spliced from 4 exons. The record is from RefSeq and is a predicted model, not a curated record. Lineage: Eukaryota; Viridiplantae; Streptophyta; Magnoliopsida; Solanales; Solanaceae.
CUCAAGAAUUGAAUUAUCGUGGACUCUCUUUUCUUUUCUUCCAAACCUUCUUCUCUAUAGAAAACGAAGUUUCAAUUUCACCAAAAAUAGCAAAAAAAGGAAAAAACAGAGAGAAGAAAAAGCUAUAUAUAGAUAGCUGUCACUGAGAGAGUCGUGAGCACGCAAUAAUACCUCCUCAAAAGAAACACAAACCAACUCAAAAUCUCUCUUUUCUUUUUGGAUAUAAAAUUAGGCCCAUCGACGCAUAUUUAGCAAUAAUUGACUGGGAAUUUGACUCCCGAGUUGUUCUUGGAUACUAUGGGUUGCGCCGGAUCCUCGCGUUCCAAAGGAGAUGAAACUGUUAAGAAGAUACGAAAACCAAAACCAUGGAAACACUCAGAACCAAUAACAAGAGCUCAGCUUGUACAGAUGCGUGAUGAAUUCUGGGACACUGCCCCGCACUAUGGGGGUAGAAAGGAGAUAUGGGAUGCGCUACGAGCUGCUGCAGAGGCAGACGUAAGCCUUGCACAAGCGUUCGUGGACAGUGCUGGGAUCAUUGUGCAAGUACCUGAUUUAACUAUCUGCUAUGAUGAGAGAGGUGCCAAGUAUGAGUUGCCCAAAUAUGUUUUGAGCGAACCAACAAAUUUGAUUGGUGAAAACUGAAAAGGCGACAUAGUCAAGUACCAUGCUUCAUUGAGACUGUAAAUGGUGUAAAUUGCUCUCACAAGUCAUUUCUUUCAAAGAUCCAUUUCGUUUUAUGCAUUAUGGUUCUAUUCAUGAUAUCAAGAUUCCAUCUUGCUACAGCAGCAACCAUGUACCAGGGUAUUUUUUUGGACAUAAUAUCAAGCUGUAGAGACUUAGCAUAA